Messenger RNA from Xiphias gladius (swordfish), 3921 nucleotides. RefSeq names its product aromatase-like. Lineage: Eukaryota; Metazoa; Chordata; Actinopteri; Istiophoriformes; Xiphiidae. The coding region runs from base 357 to 1982 and encodes 541 amino acids. The transcript has 9 exons. Gene Ontology annotation, molecular function: oxidoreductase activity, acting on paired donors, with incorporation or reduction of molecular oxygen; heme binding; monooxygenase activity. The record is from RefSeq and is a predicted model, not a curated record.
AGUUCAGAAUUUCCUACGAAUGAAAAACUUCUUGAAGCUGCUUUGUGGUUUGGACGUGCACUGUUAUCUGGCCUGUUCAGUGUGCUGCCAUGCAAUGGUCCUUGUUACCCCCAAAGUGGCAGCGUCUCUAAGCAACCAGGAAAGUGAAGGCUAAACUGAGGAUUUAUAAACACCGGUAUCACUGUGAUUUGUUCGGUAGGAGAAUUCUGAUCAUCUCUAAAGCCAGUGGACAAAAGUUUCUCAUCAAACUGCUCUGUAACCUGUCAGGGGAAGCACAGGACAAGAAGCGGGACAGGAGAGACGGGGGGGGGGGACCCCGGUUCGGGCGUGUGCACGCGGCCGGACUCACGAGGGCAAUGCUGCCGCCAGAGACGCUCGCCAUCGGCACGGUGGUGGUUGAUGCAGUGUCCGAAGCCACUACCCUGCAAAUUCUUCCUCCUCCUCUUCUUCUUCUUCUUCUCCUUCUUCUGCUGGUGCUGCUCAUCACCGCCUGGAGCCGAUCAAACCGGUCGCACAUACCAGGUCCUCCUUUCUUGGCCGGACUCGGUCCUAUUCUCACCUACACCAGGUUCAUCUGGACUGGGAUCGGAACAGCGAGCAACUACUACAACAACAAAUACGGCAGCAUUGUGCGGGUGUGGAUUAACGGCGAGGAGACCCUCAUUUUGAGCAGGUCUUCAGUAGUGUAUCAUGUUUUGAGAAGCGCCCACUACACGGCUAGAUUUGGGAGCAAAAAAGGGCUGCAGUGUAUUGGGAUGGAGGGGAGGGGUAUCAUUUUCAACAAUGAUGUCACACUCUGGAAAAAAGUGAGGACAUACUUUUCUAAAGCCCUGACAGGCCCUGGCCUCCGGAGGACAGUGGCGAUCUGUGAGAGCUCCACUGCCAAACACCUGGACAGCCUGGAGGAGAUGACCGACUCCUCCGGACAUCUGGAUGCUCUCAAUCUGCUGAGAGCCAUAGUGGUGGACAUUUCCAACAGGCUUUUUCUCAGGGUGCCUCUCAAUGAGAAGGACUUGCUGAAGAAAAUCCACAACUACUUUGAGACCUGGCAAACAGUUCUGAUAAAGCCUGAUAUAUUCUUCAGGAUUGGAUGGCUGUACAACAAGCAUAAGAGAGCAGCCCAAGAGCUGCAGGAUGCGAUGGAGAGCCUUCUUGAAAUUAAAAGACAAAUUAUUAAUGAAUCUGAGAAGUUGGAUGAUGAUGUUGACUUUGCAACGGAGCUCAUCUUUGCACAGAACCACGGAGAGCUUUCAGCCGAUAACGUCCGACAGUGCGUGCUAGAGAUGGUGAUUGCAGCCCCUGACACGCUUUCCAUCAGCCUCUUCUUCAUGCUAAUGCUGCUGAAACAAAACCCAGACGUAGAGCUGAGGAUUGUGGAGGAGAUGGACAGUGUCUUGAGUAAGUUCUGUAUUAAUCGCAGCUUCACUCCACAACAGCUAAAUAUUAAACUAUUCCAACAAUCUACGAGUGCUGCACUUUCACCUCCAGGUGAAAACGGUGCUGACAACAUUCAUUAUCAAAGCUUGAACGUGCUGGAGAAUUUCAUCAAUGAGUCUUUGAGGUUUCAUCCUGUGGUUGAUUUCACAAUGCGGAAAGCUCUGGAAGAUGACAGCAUCGAAGGCACUAAAAUCAGGAAAGGAACCAACAUCAUUCUCAACAUUGGCCUUAUGCAUAAGACUGAGUACUUCCCCAAACCAAAGGAGUUCAGCCUGAUGAACUUCGAAAAAACAGUGCCCAGUCGUUUCUUCCAGCCCUUCGGCUGCGGGCCUCGUUCCUGCGUGGGCAAACACAUCGCCAUGGUGAUGAUGAAGGCCAUCCUGGUCACUCUGCUGUCUCGUUACACAGUGUGUCCUCGUCAGGGCUGCACCCUCGACAGCUUGAGGCAGACCAACAACCUGUCGCAGCAGCCUGUGGGGGACCAGCACAGCCUGACCAUGCGCUUCAUCCCUCGAGCCACACAACCUCGCCACCGUCAGCUCUGAAACACAGUGACGCUGUUACAUUUUGGAUGAAAACUAUAGUUUUGUUUCUGCUGAAGUCUGUAGCUGCUAAAAUGAAGGAGUCCGGCCUGCUGAGCUUUUAAUACUCUCUUACACUCCGGUCCUCCAGCUUAUCACAAUCCUAUAUAUUUUUUCUAUAUAGAUAGAAAACAGUAAAUUUGUGUGUCACAGCAGCUGUUUUGCCUACUCUGACUUAACUGAGCUUGAAGAGAUAGUUUGAGGUUUCUGCCCCCCGCACAGCAAUGCAGGAAUGACACCAUAUGAAAAACCAGAGUCAACAUGAUUCCAGUUUUUGUUUUGCUGUCUUGGGGUCGAAAAAAUAAAUACCAUGAAAGAAACACCAGAAAUAAUUAAUAUGGUGAAGUAACAGUAUGGUCUAGUGAGUAGCGUUGGUACACAUCAUGUUACAAUUUCAGCAUAUACUCAAACAUAUAAAUUAUUAGGAAACAUUAACAACAUUAACAUUAAGAUGAUUCACUGUAUACUGAUGAGCUGAGUCCAGUUAUAACCAAUUUUCGUUUAUUAUCCGUUAUUCACUGUAUUUGUCAUGUCAACUCUGUACAAUUGAAGUAGAUGUGUUUAAGAAACAAACAUUUUUCUUCUUAGACAAUGAAAAAUGCAUAUGGAGAGAUGGGCUUUGUUAAUGGGACACAAAUUCAGUAGAGGUACAACAUUAUUAAUACUUUUUACAUUUGAAAAUGUUUUUUACAUUUCGUACUUGAAUACUUGAAAUAAUUGUUCCCAUGUUACAAAUAUCAAAUAUAGACCAGUAUGAGAGGAAAGCGCAUCAGAAAAUAUUAAUACUUUCAUAAUAUCCCUCUUUGCUUCAAGCUAAUUUACAUGUCGAAUUUAUUCAGAAUUUAGGAGAAUGCACUGACAGGCACUCUAAGAAACAGUGAUUUUUCUCUGUACCACAGGCACAAAUCAAACACGCCAGUUUGGCGUUAGGACAUAAGGCGUUGGGUUAAAGUAGAGUUUCAGUCGUUAGAUCUGCACGCAAGCAAAAAAAAAGAAAAAAAAAAAAGAAAAAAGGUAAACUUUCCCUGGCACAGCGCAAUCAAAACAGUACAUGAAGCACAAUGAUUUUUUUCUUUGAUUGAAAUUAAUAAAAUAUUUUCUGUAAGAAUAUAAAUCCAAUAAAUAUGUUUUCAAUACUGCAUUGAUACAAAAAUAUAAUAAUCAAAAACCACUAAAGUUCUACUCUCACUGAAACAGACACACCACAAACAUGCGUGCAGAGACAAACAUACCACACAGAAGGCAGCUUCUGCAAAACGUCAGCAUAAUGAUAAAUGGACAAUAUGGACAUCGCAGAGUGAGAGCCUCACUGCUAUAUUUAAGACAAGAUUAAUGUCAGCAUAAUGUCAUUUUUUUAGACAAACAUGGAUGUAAACCUCUUUUUGCUCCUUGAAAAAAAAACAAAAAAAACCAACUGUAAAUAUCAGUUUUCUUAACUGACAGGAAGAGUAUUUUAAAUUCUCCUGCAAUAGUUUCUCCAAGUCCAUACCACAAAUUCUGAACAAUUCAUUUUGUACUCGUAAAAGAGAUCAAUAUCUUCCCAGUGUUUCUCCCAAAACACUUAAUAAAUAACAUCAGUUAAUCCAAUUCAAGGAUUGGUGUUAUUCCUUCCAUUUGAAUUAGUAUUACUUCAAUCAGUAUCGAUGAACAUGAAAAGAACCAAAAAGCUCAGUUAAUAACAGCAGUGAAUUGUUUUAAGAUACAAAAUGAAAAAUUAAGCCCAAUCUUUAUGUCUUUGUCUUAUUUAAAUUCUAACGGGCUUCACUGUCAUGAUAUCUCUCUUACUAUAUACCCGAGGCACAGAAACAACGUCAUGAUUUUUCCCUUAUACCGAGAAUAUCGUACUUAGUAUUCAUUUCACUCACAAACAAACAAUGUUUUAACCAUUAAAGUUUUCAAGUCA